GUGUAUGCACUCUGCUACUGUGCGUUGUGUAUGCGCUGUAUAUGCAUUAUAUGCGCGGUAUAUGCGCGGUAUAUGCGUUGUAUGCUGCAGUGUGCAGUUGUGCUGCGUAUACAUGCUUACUCAGCAGGAUGGCGACGGAUGCAUCACCACCAAGGAGCUUGGCAUUGUCAUGCGCUCUCUUGGGCAGAACCCGACCGAAGCCGAGCUUCAGGAUAUGAUUAAUGAGGUCGAUGCAGACGGAAACGGGACAAUUGACUUCCCCGAAUUCCUGACAAUGAUGGCCCGAAAAAUGAAAGACACUGACUCAGAAGAGGAAAUUCGGGAAGCGUUUAAAGUCUUUGAUAAAGACGGCAAUGGGAUCAUUUCAGCAGCAGAACUGCGGCACGUGAUGACCAAUCUCGGGGAAAAGCUUACAGACGAAGAGGUGGACGAGAUGAUCCGGGAGGCAGAUGUGGAUGGGGACGGAGCAAUCAACUACACUGAAUUUACACGGAUCAUGCUUAAUAAAUAGUCGUCCGAAAGGUGUUGAAGGGAGGGAGGAGG
This is a messenger RNA of Pneumocystis jirovecii RU7, 543 nucleotides long. Its product is annotated as calmodulin. Gene Ontology annotation, biological process: spindle pole body organization. Gene Ontology annotation, molecular function: calcium ion binding; enzyme regulator activity. NCBI's taxonomy places the organism in Eukaryota, Fungi, Ascomycota, Pneumocystomycetes, Pneumocystales, Pneumocystaceae. The transcript has 4 exons. The coding region runs from base 5 to 511 and encodes 168 amino acids. The record is from RefSeq and is a predicted model, not a curated record. Gene Ontology annotation, cellular component: central plaque of spindle pole body.